CAAUCAAUUCCGUUCCCCCUUGGAUCCAUCCAUCCCUCCCCAAACAAACCCCAUCACGCUCGCUUGACUCGAGGUCCAGGUCCAGGAGGAGCUCCUCCUUCUCCUCCUCCUCGGAAGCCGGCCAUGUCGUCCUCCUCCUCCACCACCAAGGUCUUCACCCUCGAGGAGGUCGCCAAGCACGCCUCCAAGGACGACUGCUGGCUAGUCAUCGCCGGCAAGGUGUACAAUGUGACCAAGUUCCUUGAUGACCACCCUGGAGGCGACGACGUCCUGCUGUCUUCAACUGCCAAGGACGCGACCGAUGACUUUGAGGAUGUGGGACACAGCACGACCGCUCGGGCGAUGAUGGACGAGUACUAUGUCGGCGAGAUCGACGCGACCACGAUACCCACCAAGGUCAAGUACAUGCCGCCCAAGCAGCCACACUACAACCAGGACAAGACCCCGGAGUUCAUCAUCAAGAUCCUCCAGUUCUUGGUCCCCCUGGCGAUACUGGGCCUGGCCGUCGCCGUACGGAUCUACACCAAGUCGGAGUCUGUCUAGUACCGUCAUCUUAUAUCAGUCAUAUCAGUCAGUCAUUCGGAAAGGGUUCAAGAGCUGAAUAAGUUUUUAGUGGGGAUUUGCAUAUUUUGUACCAGCGUCACUGUCCUGUCAUGAAAUCUGGGAACUGUUCUCGACCCGUCGUUGCGUUAUGGUUCUAAGACGUCCGCUGUUGAAUCAUGACUCGGGUAAAACGGAUUAGAUACUUGGCUAUAUUUUCCAUAUUGCUGGUGAAUGUUGAGACAUGCAUAUUCUUAAUUUGAUGUGGUUAGUUGUGUAA
Hordeum vulgare subsp. vulgare (domesticated barley) is the source of this 820-nucleotide messenger RNA. RefSeq names its product cytochrome b5-like. The transcript has 3 exons. Gene Ontology annotation, molecular function: heme binding. Lineage: Eukaryota; Viridiplantae; Streptophyta; Magnoliopsida; Poales; Poaceae. Gene Ontology annotation, cellular component: intracellular membrane-bounded organelle; membrane. The record is from RefSeq and is a predicted model, not a curated record. The coding region runs from base 124 to 543 and encodes 139 amino acids.